This is a messenger RNA of Rhineura floridana, 4636 nucleotides long. RefSeq names its product adenosine receptor A3-like. The transcript is spliced from 2 exons. The record is from RefSeq and is a predicted model, not a curated record. Lineage: Eukaryota; Metazoa; Chordata; Lepidosauria; Squamata; Rhineuridae. Gene Ontology annotation, cellular component: dendrite; synapse; membrane. Bases 49 to 1041 code for a protein of 330 amino acids. Gene Ontology annotation, biological process: G protein-coupled adenosine receptor signaling pathway. Gene Ontology annotation, molecular function: G protein-coupled adenosine receptor activity.
CCCAUUUAUUCACACUAGACUCUUUUCACCUUGAGGGCCCUUCCCAAGAUGUAUCAGGCUGUGGACAAAGUUUACAUUGUCUUCGAGUCUGUAAUUGCAGUGCUUGCUAUUCUGGGCAAUAUCCUGGUCAUUUGGGUGGUGAGGCUAAACCCAGCGUUUCAGAAGACCACCGUCUACUUUGUUAUCUCACUGGCACUAGCCGAUAUUGCUGUUGGGCUCGUUGUGCCAGUGGCCAUCGUGGCAAGCUUAAAAAUCAACAUCGCAUACGACGCUUGCCUUUUCAUGUGCUGUCUACUCAUGAUUUUUACUCAAGCCUCCAUCCUGUCUUUGCUCGCCAUAGCGAUCGACAGAUAUCUGAUGGUGAGGAUGCUUACCAGGUACAGGACAAUAACCAGUCAGAAAACAAUCUGUGUGGCUCUGGCAGCAAUCUGGCUCUUAUCGCUAGUGGUAGGAUUUGUUCCCAUGUUUGGAUGGGCAAAAGACAGACCAAGAAACUCAAGCGAUGUGGCGUGCCAAUUCACUAACAUGAUGCAAAUGCAAUACAUUAUAUAUUUGAGCUUCUUCAGUGGAACCCUUAUCCCACUGAUUGUCAUGUGUGUUCUUUACACAAAGAUCUUCUGCAUCAUCCGCACAAAGUUGAGAUUAUGUUCAAUGAAUGCCAAAGGGCAAGGAAUAUUUUAUAGGCAGGAGUUCCGGAUAGCCAAGUCUUUAACCCUGGUCCUCUUCUUAUUUGUGGUGUGUUGGCUGCCAUUGUGCAUACUGAACUGCAUCACACAUUUCAGCUCCAUUCAAAUCCCGCAAUACGUCAUAUACAUGGGCAUCCUUCUCAGUCACUCCAAUUCAGCCAUGAAUCCAUUUGUCUAUGUUUUCAGGAUAAAGACGUUCCGGGAAACUUGCAUUCAGAUUUUAAGAACCUAUAUGCUGUGCAUGGAUCCAGAACAGUGGACUUGCUAUUCUGACUGUAGUCAUCAAAGUCUCAGACAGGAGACAUGUCCAGCCCUACUCCUUGUGAGCCCGCAUUUCACGAGAAGAAGGGAUUGAACAUGGAAACGUCUGCAGUCACAGCACAUGCUCUGCCAUUGAGCCAGAGUCCCUCCCCACUAUAUCACAGCAAGUGAUCAAUUUGGGCCUGAAUAGGCACAGUAUUUUCAAAGUAUAUUCUGAACCUUAAUUGUCAUGUUGUUGCGGCACCUUAUGAACAAUACUUUUGCCACCUUUCUUAUUUGCCCCCUCUGGAAAGUUAGAGUGCUUAUGAUGCUACAUGGAGAACACAGCAGGAAAUGGAGAUUUGGGGCUGAGAAAGAAGAGGAAGUUUACCACAUCGCAGCUGGGACCUGAUUGUGAGUGGAAUUUAAGACACCAGUGGGUCGCAUUUUCCCUGGAAAAUUCUUUGCGAUAUGCCAGACAAAUACAUAGCAGGAUAUAGUCAGACUCUGUCCCAAGAAGGAAUAAUUCAGUCAGUUAAUUGAAGGGUCAGAAAAUAAUCAAUCCAAAGUCAAUCUUUCAAAUUAAUCUAGACUGAUAUGUUCAACCAGCAAUACAGAAGAGGGGCACAAUGGAUAAAAGAAUAUCCAAAGAAACAAAAGAUUCAUAUGCUUCUAAGGAACCCUUAAUUACAGCCUUUUACAGAAAGCAUACCUAGGGGUGGGGGGUAGGAGGCGGAGAUCCACAUUAUUGCCUAACAUUGUCACUGAAGAUAUUUUAAUUUUAAAAAGACGAGGCUUAUAAAUCAUGUGCAGAAAGAGGCAGAGUACUAGGUCUAAAUACAGCACUCAGCCCAGUUUGCCAUACCCGCAAAACAAAAGUGUUUUGCAGGUUUAUUCGUCUCCUCUCAUCCAAGAUGAACUUGGAAACUUAGACUGACUGCUUAAACUGAUUCUGCUAACUCUUCUCAAUACAUGUAACUGUGCAUGUACACCAUUGACCUCCUAUCACUAUCAUUUUUAAAAGGUUGCAAAUUGCACCCUUAGCAUACUUGAUGUAUGAUUCCAUCAGUACCAGUAGAAUGUAAACAGAAUGCAGUACUUGGGUUGCUAAUAACAAUGUUCUGCCUUGAAGCCUUCUAACAUUAGGCAGAAGCUCUGCUGCGUGAUCUGAUAAAGUUACCAACUGAUAUGGGAGAUACUGCUUCCUUAGACUUUAACAGCAGUUUGAUCUGCUGUGGGCACCAAGUGCAACUUUUCAGAGAUCAACACUUGCUGAUGCCUGCUGUUCGCCAUUAUUAAAGGCAGAGGAGUAGCAUCCAGUAACAAAGCUGGCAGUCCAGAAUCUGUCAACCCACAUAAACUAGCACUACAUAUACAUUUUGACCAAACAAGAAGCCUUUGGAGAUGUGCCGAUAUUGAGACUGUGUGUCAAACUCAGGAGAUUCACACUUACACAUAAUUAAUUUGAUGCAUGCUUAAUCAGCAUUUGCCACAAACCAGUGUUGUACAGAUAGCUGCAAUCGCAACCGAGUGCUGCAUGUUUACCAGGCAUUCCUGUGAGCUUCCAGUUGCCCUCUUUAGCACUAUAGCAUUCAAUCAUGUGAACACAAAAGAUACAUCUGCCUUAGAAAAUACUUUUUUUUUGCUUUACCCCUUGCUCUAAAUAUCUCUUCAUGACCCUACAUGAGCUGCUUUUUAAAAAUGCCUCCAUUUUGAUAACAGCUUUAAGAUUCCAGGAGUCUGGUUUCUAAAUACAUGAACCAGUUGGUAUUAUUUAAGAUACCAUAAACUAAAUGAAAUUCCUUGCCCCCUUUACCUAUCUAGACAGUGCCAUACUAUGGGCCCCAAUGAGCAACACUUUAAAACUCAGCUGAAUAUGUGAACUGACUCAUUUGAAAAGCAUUAUGAAAGUUCUGCUUGUGGAAAUUGGUUCUAAUGGGUCAUUUGUGCAUGCAAGUCACAACCUCAUGCUACAUUUCAUCAAGUGAUGAACAUGCACAUGUAACAAGCCCUUAGGGCAAAUUCACAUGUGUAAUUAAUUACUCCAUGCUGGCACACUGUUCUUAUGGUGGUUGAUUGAUAGUAUAUUCACUAAUAGGCAAAAAAAACCUUGCAGUUUAAGAACUUACCUAUAGCCAACAGAAAUGUCUAUCAAACUUUAAAAAGGGAAAUUGGGCAGCUAUAGUGAAUGCACCAGAGAAGCAGGAGACCUGACCUUCCCUCUAAGAUAUUGUACUGCCCUACACAUUUGUCAUAAUGCAAACACCAUUUCGGUUGGGCUUUUACAGUCCAAUCCACUUACUGUGUAGCUUGGAAGAAUUUGGUAACAUGUGCCUCUGAGCAUAUGGUGAGAGGUGGCAACACCUGCAAUCAGCCCAAAUAACAGAAACAAGACAGUGCUGAUCUUGUUUUAGCAGGGAGGAAGCAACAAUAUUAAGAUAGCUGAUAUUAAUGGUUACUUUAUAUCAUGCUUAGGAUAGGUGAAACUGACCUGGGGUAGGGAUCAGGGAGGGGAGGAGAAGAUUGGAUGGGUGGUCACUGGGUAGAGGGGAAGCCCCUUUCCUUUCCAAAACAUUGUGAAAGUAUAAUUCUUUUUCAGGGUUUCCCCUACCUUUUUAUUCAACAGCAGGCACAUGUAGUCUCCCACCCAAAUUUAAACCAAAGCUGCCCCUGGCCACAUCCACACCAGACCCUUAUUCCACUUUAGACAGUCAUGGCUUCUUCCAAAGAAUCCUGGCAAGUGUAGUUAGUGAAGGGUGCUGAGAGUUGCUAGGAGAUGCCCUGUUCCCCUCAGAGAGCUUCAGAGUGGCUGACUGUUAAACCCCUCUGGCCACUGGAGCUCUGUCAGGGGAAUAGGAGUCUCCUCUCAGUACCUUUCACAAACUACACUUCCCAGGAUUCUUUGGGGAAGCCAUGUCUGUCUAAAGUGAAAUAAAGGUCUGGUGUGAGUGUGGCCCCGAUUAGCCAAGCCUAGCAGCUGUGAGACUGCCUUUCAGAACACUGACAGUUGGUUCUUACUGAGCAUGGGCUUAUCAUUAACUUCAAUGUUAAAUUACUUAAAUUAAUUAAAAAUCAACCAGGCAUUUUUUAAACCUUUAAACUGCAGAAGAUGAAGGUCAGAGUAUGAGGCAAGAUCAGUAAUGGGAUUACAGGUACUCUGUGAAUAUGGCUGAAUCUUAAUUAAUUUCAACAAAUUAUGAGAACUCUGACAGAAAAAUCCAAAAGGGCUCUGAUUUCUCUUCUUUUUUUACACUUUGAACUCUCGAUUCUGUUUUGUGUAUCACCAUGAAAACAUAAGAGUUGUUAAGCAAAUGUUUCUGCAUUCAGGACUAUAAGUUUCGUAAGGUUUUGUUUUGAAAUGAGCUCAUGGGAAGCAUCAGAAUGGCAUGGGGGGUAUUUUCAAUCUAAUAUUGCGGAAUGAGAAAAAUCCAUGCUGGCUAUAGUAUACAGCCACUGUCGUGACUGUGUAACAUAGCAGACAGCAGCCUACAUAUACAAAGCUAAAGAAGUUAGCAUUAGAUUUUAACAUUUUAGAAGUAGGAGUAAUUGAGACAUCUGAAAGGGUUACCCUAAAUUCUUCAGUACCUUCCAUCUGCAAAAAUGAAGGUGCUGUGGCUACAUUUAAUAUUUAAAUGUUGAAAUGCCUAAAUGUUGUUUUUAGACAUUGGUGUUAUCAGUUGUAAUUUUGUUUUUUAUCAUGGCAAAAAUAU